This is a messenger RNA of Morchella importuna, 312 nucleotides long. RefSeq lists its product as uncharacterized. The coding region runs from base 1 to 312 and encodes 103 amino acids. The transcript has a single exon. The record is from RefSeq and is a predicted model, not a curated record. NCBI's taxonomy places the organism in Eukaryota, Fungi, Ascomycota, Pezizomycetes, Pezizales, Morchellaceae.
AUGGAGGUCGCACGCCUAAUCCAAGAGUACGACAAACAGGAAGGUACCUGCGACAUCAGCAGUUACGAGCACGAUAUUGACGACGAAUACCUUCCCGACCUUGCUCUCAUACACCCGGACGAGGAGGAUUCUUGCCACCUUCAAAACGCGUUCAGUUCUGGGAACUCCUUGGAUGCCUGUGCGACCCUUGACCAGCAUCGUCGCCACCUCCGUAGGCAGGAACUGUACAUCGGAGGUGGGGGCCUCCCGACUAUCGUUGAGGAGGAAAAAGAAGAAUUGGAUGAGGGGGAGGCCAGGGGUAGGAGGUGUUGA